CGAGUGAAACUAGGAGGUUCAGACUCCGUCGUGGGAGGAUUCACACCAGCUGGAGUGUCUUAUUAGAUCAGACACUGAACCGCUGAAGAAAAUGUUUCACAUGCUUGUUUUGUUCUGUUUGUGCUGCUGGAGUUUGACUGGUGUGUUUCGUGAUUCAGUGUCAGUGAUGGAGGGAGAUUCUGUCACUCUAAACACUGAUUUUACUGAAAUACAUGAAGACGACAUACUGUGGACAUUUGGAGCUGAAAACUCUCUCAUAGCUAAAAGAAAGAAGCAAAUCUUCUACACAUAUAAUAGUACUGAUGAGAGAUUCAGAGACAGACUGAAGCUGGACAAUCAAACUGGAUCUCUGACCAUCACAAACAUCACAACUGAACAUGCUGGAGUUUAUGAAGUACAGAUAAGGGCAGAAAAACUGACAUCAAAAUCAUUCAGUGUUUGUGUAUAUGCUCGUCUGCCUGUUCCUGUCAUCAGCAGUAACUCUUCACAAUGUUCUUCAUCAUCAUCAAAUUGUUCAUUGGUGUGUUCAGCUCUGAAUGUGGGUCAUGUGACUCUCUCCUGGUACAAAGGAAACAGUUUAUUGUCCAGCAUCAGUGUGUCUGAUCUCAGCAUCAGUCUCUCUCUACCUCUGGAGGUGGAAUAUCAGGAUAAAAACACCUACAGCUGUGUGCUGAACAAUCCCAUCAGAAACCAGACUCAACAUCUGGACAUCACUCAACUCUGUCACACAUGUGCAGCUCCUCCAGUCUCUCUGAUAGUGCUGAUCUCUGCUGGAUCUCUGUUGAUUGUUGCUGCAGUCGUGAUCUUCUGCAUCUGCAUGAAAUGUAGAACUGAAAAAGAAGCUGAGACUCAUGAAGAACAGAUCACUUACGCUGAACCAACGUUCUACAAAAGAAACUCACAGAAAUCGAAAGUUGAGGAGGAGGAUUGUGUGGAUUAUGCACCAAUCACAGUGAGAAGAUGAUCAAACGUCAGUCUUUUUCUAGGUAGAAGACCCAGAUUGUGUGAUCAUUUACACUGGAAACCAACAGCCUUAGACUCUGAAUGUAUGGUUGAGUUUUGGGAUUAUGAGAAUCGCCACAUCAGGAAAUAACAGCAGACACAGAGUUGGAUUAUCCUAAAGGGGUUUUAAGUGUGAUAAUUAGCAAUGGAUUAAUUAAAUGGCCUCCUAAAAACUGCAAAAACUUAAUUGUACUACAAGGACUUUAAACAAAUGAUGUAAAUCGUGUGGCCCAUUGGAACAUUUUCACUCAUUUUUUUGGGAACAUUUUUACUCUUAAAGUCAAUAGUGCAAAACGUAGAUGCAAGCUACUCAUUAAAAGCGGUCAAAGUGAA
Messenger RNA from Ctenopharyngodon idella (grass carp), 1335 nucleotides. Its product is annotated as SLAM family member 5-like. The record is from RefSeq and is a predicted model, not a curated record. The transcript is spliced from 6 exons. The coding region runs from base 92 to 964 and encodes 290 amino acids. Lineage: Eukaryota; Metazoa; Chordata; Actinopteri; Cypriniformes; Xenocyprididae.